This is a messenger RNA of Radiomyces spectabilis, 240 nucleotides long. RefSeq lists its product as uncharacterized. The transcript has a single exon. The record is from RefSeq and is a predicted model, not a curated record. NCBI's taxonomy places the organism in Eukaryota, Fungi, Mucoromycota, Mucoromycetes, Mucorales, Radiomycetaceae. The annotation marks the transcript as partial.
AUUAGCGAUACAAUAAUGGAGCAAAAGCUCAUCACCCAGUAUUUGGAGCCGGCAUUGGCACCUUUAUUUGAUGACAUCCUGCAGGAUACACUAUUUCGUUGGACUGCCACAAUAAAUCAAGAAUCAAAAGCAACCACUGUUAUAUUCAUUAGCAGGAGCAGGCCAGAUGCGUAUGUCUCUGGAUUGCAUGGCAUCACUUGGGGCAUUGGCCGAGGCUUCAGCGAGAUAAAUCUUCGAUAG